CGCCCAGAGUUGGAGCCGAUUUCCCGAAGUGGGAAAGAGGGAAUUCGGAGCGGGUGGAAGACACAGCAACACGACUGCCAGGGAAGCGUGGCACUGGAAAGCAGGGCAUUCAAUGAUUAUAACCUAGGGCACAACUUUACCCAUCACCAUUAAUACGGGACGGAUAACAGGUGGAAAUCACCACUGGACUCCAAUAACCGGGAUCUGGGGACCAACGCAAUUGCUAAACCAAGCUCGAUUUACCAGAGUCCGAACCAUGGGAACAGGAAACAAGCUUUAUUGAUCAGGGCUAGCUGAUGUUAGCAUCACAUUAGUCUACCAGCCAGCCGAGAGUGUAAUUGCAGUUAGCUGUCGUUAGCCGACCCUGAACCUACUCUGGGAGAAAAAACGGAAGGAUUACAGGCUGCCCCCACACGACGGGCGAUGUUUGCUUGGAAAUCUAGCGAGCUAGCCAGCACGCUAGCUAGCUAGCUACACCAGCUGAGGAACUGUGAUCGUUUCGCCGUUUGUGUUUUUCUUUAUUUUUCCAGUAUAUGUAUGAUUUUCUAUCUGGUAUUAUACAAGCUGUGGAUUAAACCCUCUUGUACGUCAGGAAGUUAGCUAGCUGGCUCAAGUUGCCUCAGGUAUAUUCAGAUAAAUUAGUGUGUGUCGCUUGUGAAGGUGGAAAAUGGAUGCGGGUAUAGAGAAGGAGUGUAGCGCUUUAGGAGGGCUUUUCCAGACCAUCAUGAACGACAUGAAGUCCAGCUAUCCUGCCUGGGAGGAUUUUGUGACCAAAGGAGUGAAGCUGCAGUCCCAGCUGAGGACCACGCUCAUUGUCACCAGCUCCUUCUUGGACGCCUUUCAGAAAGUGGCUGACCUAGCUACAGGGACCCGAGGGGCAACUAAGGAGAUUGGGUCUGCCCUAACCAGAAUGUGUAUGAGACACCGGAGUAUCGAGUCCAAACUAAAGCUCUUCACCACAGCUCUGACGGAGAGUUUGGUCAGCCCCUUGGAGCUGAAGAUUGAGGAGUGGAAGAAAGUGGCCAGUCAGCUGGAUAAAGACCACGCCAAAGAAUACAAGAAGGCUCGUGCGGACAUUAAGAAGAAGUCCUCUGACACCAUCAAGCUGCAGAAGAAAGUGAAGAAAGGGAAGGGCGAGGUGCGGAUGCAGCUGGACAGCGCCCUGCAGGAUGUGAACGUGAAGUACGCGGUUCUGGAGGAGACGGAGAAGCGGGCCGUGUGUCGGGCUCUGAUCGAGGAGAGGGGCCGGUUCUGCUCCUUCGUCAGCAUGCUGCGGCCCGUUCUGGACGAGGAGAUCGGCAUGCUGGGAGAGGUGACUCAUCUUCAGACCAUCCUGGAGGACCUGGGCACCCUGACCGCUGAGCCCCACAAACUGCCCCCUGCCAGCGAGCAGGUGAUUCUGGACCUGAAGGGCUCUGAUUACAGCUACAGUUAUCAGACACCCCCUGCCUCCCCUGGCACACUGUCCCGAAAAAGCAGCAUCAGCAGUAACUACCAGCCUACCUCAGUGCGCCAUGUUCCCUCUCUCGACUCGAUAUCCAGUGCUGUGGACGGCAUCCACCUCCGACCCGCCUCCACCCACAUCCCCCACACCUCCCAGGAGCAGGGCCUGCCUAACUGCCUGCCUCCCAGGCAGCAGGGCUCUGCUGGCACUGAGAACGGCACCGCCAUGCCCCCCCCUCACAUCCCCUACGCCCACCCCACAGAGAGGGCCCGCGCCAUGUCCACCUCCAGCAAGCCCCAGACGGCGCGGGAGCAGCUGGCUCUCACGUUGGGCGGAGGGGGGCUGAAUUCGGACGCCCCGCGCACCAGCCACGACUCGCUGCACUGCUCCAGUGGCUACAGCACGCAGACCACCACGCCCUCCUGCUCCGAGGACACCAUCCCCUCCCACGCUGUAAAGAAAGAACCUCCUCUUUAUGACUACGACUACAUCUCCCUGCACGGAGGCGAGGAGGCGCACGAGCACCCUGAAUUCGACCGGUCCUCCACCAUCCCGCGCAACAGCGACCUGGGCCAGAACUACCGCAAGCUGUUCCAGAGCAAGCGGCCCGCCUCCACGGUCAGCCUCCUGGCCGAACCCGAGCCGCUCAUGGGCCAGAGCCACGUGGCCACCAUCCGCCGCAAGCCCUCCACCAAGCCCAACUUCCGCCGGGGCACCAUCAGCGGGGGCGUCCCCAUCCCCAUCUGCACUCCCCAGGUGCCCCUGUCCCACUCCCGGCAGAACCUGUGCACCUCCACUCAGAGCCUCAGCUCCGCCCCGCCCUCCGCCUCCCCCUACUACACCUGCAUACCCCCCCAGGCCCUGCCGGGGCAAGGGCAGCCGCCCCCGACGGCCAGCAAGCCCCAACUACCCCAGCCGCUCCAGCACCAUCUGCCCCAGCAACAGCACAAUCUGCCCCAGCAACAGCAGUAUCUGCCCCAGCAACAGCAUCUGCCCCAACAACAACAGCAUCUGCCCCCACAACAGCAGUAUCUGCCCCAACAACAACAGCAUCUGCCCCCACAACAGCAGUAUCUGCCCCAACAACAACAGCAUCUGCCCCAACAACAACAGCAUCUGCCCCAACAACCGCAGUAUCUGCCCCAACAACCACAGUAUCUGCCCCAACAGCCGCAACAUCUGCCCCAGCAGCAACAGCAUCUGCCCCAACAGCCGCAGCAUUUGCCCCAGGUGCAACAACUGCCCCAGCAGCAGUAUUUGCCCCAACAGCAACAGCAACAGCAGCAGCAGCAGCAACAGCAGCAGCAGCAGCAUCUGCCCCGGCAGCCCCACCCGCACCAACAGAAUCUGCCCCCACAGAAUCUGCCCCGACAGCCCCACCUGCCCCAGCAGCCCCACAUCCUGCCCCCUCAGCACCUCCAGCUCCAGCAGCAGCUCCACCCGCAGGCGCAGCACGCCCUCUACAGCCCCACCCCUGUCGGCACGGUAACGACCCCCCCGCCAGACCAAGCCGCUCAGGAGGCGGAGCCAUCGGGGGGCGGGGACAUGCUGUCUCAGAUCCGCGGCGUGAAACUCCGCCGGACUCUGACCAAUGACCGCUCGGCUCCCAUGAUCCCGCCCAAUCACCAUUAACUGUGCUCCGCCCAACCCCCGUCACACCCAAUCACCUUCAACCGAGCGCAUCACCCCUCCCAACAAAUCGAGCUGAAUUCAGUUUUGUUUCCUGUUCCCUGUUCAUUUCAGAUUUUCCUGUUUGUUUCAUAUUUCUCUGUUCAUUUGUUUGUUUUUUGUAGAUUUGGGGAAUUUGCAGAGGUUUUUUUUUUUGCCGUUUGUGCUGUUAAAAAGACUCUUGUUGCUGGCGAUGACUCUUACCCGCCGUGAUUCAGCAUCGCCACGGAAACCGUGGCCUGUUUUCCAGCAGUUCAACAAACGCUUGCGGCUCUUUCAAACUUCGCUCCUGAAAGCUAAGUUAUACGUCCGUGUGGUUGCUGCAGAAGUAUAUAUUUUAAAUGAUUGCCUUGCUUACUUAGCACAUAGUCUUAAAUCGCCCGUGGAGGUUCGGACGAAAAGCGAACGUUUAAAAGACAUUUGUAUAUAUUUAGCAUAAUCGAAAUUGAACUGGAGACUUAAUGGUAUUUAGUUUUAUUAGAUGGCGCGACACUGGCGUCUUCGUCUUCGAACGAGCUGGGCGUCUAUUUUUGUAACGGACCUCCGCCCUGGCUCCGUUCUGGGACGGGCGAUGUUGGGUGGCUGUCGGGGACAAACCCAAAUCGGAACGAGACUGAGAUUUUGUUUCAGGCCGGGCGAAAUGGACAGAAGAUGGAAGAGGUUGAGAAACCUGCCACCUUUUGCGCCUCCUCAUCGUAACGUGGAUUACCGUAUUCACCUCCCCGUGUUUUCAUGCUCUGACCACUUGGGGGGCGCUCACGAGACGCGUCCCGGCUGACAGCGGGGAGGUUCCGAUACGGGAGCGAUCCUUCAUUGGGCCGGGAGUUCCGGUACUUUUCUGGGCGCUGGUGUGCUUCUAUGUGCAGUGGACCUGCUCACUCUGUAAUGAUGUAAUGCCACCGUUGGUCGUGACCGGCUCAAAGUCUACGGGAGUUUUCUUGCGGAUGCUGGGAUGUCUGUGCUAGCCUGAUUUAUCGAUGUUUGCCUCAUUUCAAUCAAUAAAACCCUGUCUGUUUCCCCUCGCGCUUCUCAUUUUAAAAGGUGACACCUCUUGCAGGAAAUCAGGUAAUUUUACAGUAAUAAAAGCUUACAUUUGCUUGCUUGGGAAGUUAGUCCUUUCUGCAGAUGGGUAUUUAUAAAAGGAGGGUUCUGUUGUGGCUCAAACGGGGUGAGCCUUCACGCUUUCAAGAAAAAGUGUAACUUUUGAGUUCCAGAGCCUUUUUUAAAGGAGUUUGCGCUUGUAUUUUGUUGCAGGUAAUGCUUGUUUUGUGUUAAAAGUGUGCCGCAUUACGCGGUUCAUAUCCCUUCACAGUUCUGAUGUGAUUACUGCUGUACGAUUUCCACCUAUACGACUUCCUGCUCCCACCUUUACGACUUCCCGCUUCCUCAUUUACAACUUCCUGCUCCCAACUUUACAACUUCCUGCUUCCUCAUUUACAGCUUCCUGCUCCCUCAUUUGCUGUACAACAUUCUGCUAUAGCUUCAUAGAAGUCGCACGAGGCCCCGAAAUCGAACACAAUGCAUUUCAAGUGCAGCUUCGAACUGGGCCAUGUGCACGGCUACGAGGAACAUCCAAUAUAUAAAGGCUGAGUUUUCUCCUGUGCAGGAGCAUUGUGUGGGACUGAUCUAAGCAAAAGCACACUGUCAUUAGCAGUAAGGUUCUCAUGACCAGAGUGGGGCGUGUGGUGGUCAGUAAAUGCCUGUCUGAUUUGGUGUUUGUUUCAACAGAAUAAGAAUGAAACCAGUUCAUUUUUAUUUAUUUUAUUGUUUUCUUAAAUUAAAAAAAAAAUGUGUACACAAUCUUUUUGUUGCUUUAACUGCAUACAUGAGACAGACUUUCAAAGAUCUUUCCUUUCAAGUAAAUAAAUAUAAUUUAAUCUAAA
Messenger RNA from Conger conger (European conger), 4995 nucleotides. It is a transcript of the gene mtss1, whose product is annotated as MTSS I-BAR domain containing 1. The transcript has 14 exons. NCBI's taxonomy places the organism in Eukaryota, Metazoa, Chordata, Actinopteri, Anguilliformes, Congridae. Gene Ontology annotation, cellular component: actin cytoskeleton; cytoplasmic side of plasma membrane. The record is from RefSeq and is a predicted model, not a curated record. Gene Ontology annotation, biological process: plasma membrane organization; cell projection assembly. Bases 668 to 3076 code for a protein of 802 amino acids. Gene Ontology annotation, molecular function: phospholipid binding; actin binding.